CGGGGUUUGGCCGCAGGGCAGCCCGGGCGCGCCUAGGCUCUUUUUUGCGGACAGAGGUGGGGGACGUGAGCGGGCGCCUCCCAGCCAGUCGCGCAGCCUUCCGCGGUGCGCAGAGGCUGCAGGAACAGAGCCGAGUGGCUCUCUAGGCCUUGAGCGCACCCUGUGUGUUGCUGGAACCUGGCCUUAGGUCCAGGCGGGGGGAAGGAGAAGAGCAAGGGCGCUAGAGGUGAGCAGAGCUCCGGCACCCAGCCAGAGCUCAAGUGCAGGCUCCCAGUCUUCUCUUAGGCUGGGGGGAAGAAUUCCCUUAACAACAUUCACAACCUUGCCUCGGGCACUUUAGCUGGGGCUGCCAGGAGGCCGCGGUGGCCGGGCAGCUGUUGCACCAAGAGGGGGCAGCUGCGGAGUUCCAUAACCAUAGCAACCGCAUCAGCACCACGGCGGCAGUGGCAGCGGCGGCGGCAGCGAGGGCAGCAUCAGCUUGCUCCUCCUCCAGGCAGCCUCACAGUAGAGACCUGAGACAGAGCUCGCAGGUGCAGCAGAUUCCUUGGUCCGCCCACAGCCGCUGCCCGUGUUGGCUGCUGGAGAAGGCGACAAGAGAGCGGGACCAGAGCUGGAACCGGGCCCUAGGAGGUGAGAAAGAGCCCUGCAGUGGGAGACAGGUAAUGAACCAAAAAGAUCAUGUCUGAAGUACAAGGAACAGUUGAGUUUUCUGUAGAGCUACACAAAUUUUAUAAUGUGGAUCUCUUUCAGAGAGGGUAUUAUCAGAUCCGAGUGGCCCUGAAAGUGUCAUCAAGGAUUCCCCACAGACUGAGUGCUUCCAUUGUUGGGCAGUCAGAGAGCAGCAGCCUGCAUUCAGCCUUUGUCCAUGAGAGUGCUGUGCAUAGUCGGGUCUUGCAGAUCUUAUACAGGAAUGAAGAAGUUCCCGUAAAUGAUGUCAUGCUCUUCCGGGCUCAUUUGCUCUUAGAUGGUGAGAGGGUAGAAGAUGCGCUGAGCGAGGUGGAGUUUCAGCUCAAGGUGGACCUGCAUUUUACUGAUAGUGAGCAGCAGCUGAGAGAUUUGACUGGGACACCGAUGAUCAGCAGUCGCACACUUGGCCUUCACUUCCAUCCCCGGAGGGGUCUGCACCACCAAGUCCCUGUCAUGUUCGACUACUUCCACCUGUCAGUGAUCUCGGUAACCAUCCACGCUGCCCUGGUGGCUCUGCAGCAGCCCCUGAUCAGUUUCACUCGUCCAGGAAGAGGCUCCUGGUUAGGGAAAGGCGGCCUAGACACAGGACCAGAACAGCCCAUGAUUUCUUUGGAAAACUUGGUCUUUGGAGCUGGAUACUGCAAGCCGACUUCUUCAGAGGGAAGCUUCUAUGUCCCCUCGGAGAACUGCAUACAGCAUGCACACAAGUGGCAUCGGGACCUCUGUCUACUGCUGCUCCAUGCCUAUCGGGGCCUCCGGCUCUACUUUCUAGUCAUCAUGAGAGACAUUCCUGAGCUGCCCACCAUGAAGCUGGAGGCCCUUGCUGUUGAAGAAACACUUUCUCAGCUGUGCUCAGAGUUACAGAUGCUGAACAACCCAGAGAAGAUAGCUGAGCAGAUCAGCAAGGAUCUUGCCUGGCUGGCUUCCAAUCUGAUGGCUUUGUGGACCCAAUUCCUGGACACAGUGACUCUGCACUCUCAAGUGACCACUUAUCUCACCCAGGAACAUCACACUUUGAGGGUCCGAAGGUUUUCUGAAGCUUUCUUUUACAUGGAGCACCAAAAACUUGCAGUCUUGACCUUUCAGGAAAACCUGACACAGACCCACAGCCAGCUGUCUCUGGAUAUCCGGAACUCAGAGUACCUCACCAGCAUGCCCCCACUGCCCGCAGAGUGCCUGGACAUUGACGGUGACUGGAACACCUUGCCUGUUAUCUUUGAGGACAGAUAUGUGGACUGCCCUGCCUCAGGGCAUAAUUUGAGUGUUUAUCCUAAUUUUGAUGUGCCAGUGACAAGUCCUGCAAUAAUGAAUCUAAAAGGGAAAGAAAAGAUUCUUGCAAAUCAAAAAUCAUCUUCAAGAAAGGACCUUUCCUUAUCUACUACAAAAGCAUCCCAGUUGGGCUCAGAUGAAGAUGUUGUUAGGUGUUCAGAGAUGGAAGAGAAUGUCUCCACCCGGAAUUCUGUGGAUGUGUGCUCAGAAUCUCAAGUGUAUCUGACCAUUGGUGAAUUUCAAAACAAAACAGGAAUGCCUGAAGAGGAAGGCUGGACUGGCCCGAGACCUGAUGCUGUAAAAGAUUCACUAGCAGAUGUGGACAUGCGUAGAAGUCCAGGCCCUGAGGAUGGGCAGGCCCCAGCACUGACCUACCUUGAUGUGCAAUCUAGCAAUAAGAACCACCCUAGAGCUGAGCCCACGCAGGACCUUAAUGUUCGGCAUGAGCACAGUAGCUCUAGGGACAGCCAUGAUCUUGUUAAGACUGUGCCAAACAAAGUUAUAGCAGGAAUAAGUCAGAAUAAUGUCAUCUCCUUAAGCCAAACAGCUGCUCUUGAGUUCAGGACUCUCGGAAGGGGAGCAGAACAGGAGGGAAAACCUGUACUGUUGAGCCUGAAGCUCACCCCUGCUGAGCCCUGUGAUCCGAUGAGCACUGCUCUGAGGGAACCUUUGGACACCAGGCCUUCCCUGCUGGACCAUGUAGACGAGCAGGAAGAUCUGUCAGUGCUCUCUGGCGUUAUAAAGAGGUCAGCCUCCAUAAUAUCUGACUCAGGCAUUGAGAGUGAGCCAAGCUCAGUUGCCUGGUCUGAGGCUCGAAGCAGAGCCCUGGAGAUACCCAGCGAUCGUGAAGCUUUACAUCAGGUAGUUCGGAGGCAUGCCCACCACAGGAACUCUUUGGAAGGCGGGCAUACAGAAAGCAACACUAGUCUGCCCAGUGGCUUCCAGGCUUCACUUACCUCUAUCAGCUCUUUGCCUUUUGAAGAUGAGGAGCGGGAGUUGGCACUUACCAAGCUAACCAAGUCUGUCUCUGCUCCCCAGAUCAGCAGCCCUGAGGAUACUGCUGAAGGUACAGAUAGCUUGAAGAACACAGGAGUAUUUUCUGAAGACCUGGACAUUUCUAGCCAGGACAACAGUUCACCUAGACACAGUUCCCAUGCUUAUGGUAGCUCCAGGCUUCAGGAUGUCAGGGCAGGACAUUCCCUUGCAGAUAUAGCUUUAGAUUCUGACAGACCCCAGGGCCUUGGGUAUGUGGACAUCCGCAAAAGCAAAGAGAAUCAGCUUGAUUCUCCAGAACCUUUUUGUGUGGAUGGCAUGGCUGAAAAUACAUCAAGUACUGAAACCAAAGUUCUUAACUUAAAAAUACCAUGUACUAUAGUGCUUGAAAAUUCUAGGACCAGGUCUUUACUUAGAGCAGCAGUAGAAACCACAAAAGUCAAACCUAAAGAAUCGAGUGUGAGUAAACGCAUACUCUCCAACAACGGCUCAGAAGUCAGGGCUGCAUCUCACCAUAAGGUGCCUGAAAUCACUUGUGCACCAGCUGUUGAAGCUGUCAACCUGAAUUCUACAGGUGUACAAAACGGUUCACUAAGUGUCAAUGAAACCAUGACAUUGAACAGAAGACAUACUGCCUCUCUGGAGGUCAAACAUGAAGCAGGCACCGUGUGCCCCACUGUGACUCACACUAUUGCCUCCCAGGUGUCACGAAAUCAGGAGCUGAAGACAGGCACUUCCAUCUCUGGGUCCCAAUUGAACUCCACAGAGGCCUUUACUCUGGAUAGCCUGAAAGCAGUGGAAGUCGUCAACUUGUCUGUGUCUUGUACUGCCACCUGUCUCCCUUUCUCAUCUGUACCCAAGGAGACCCCUGCUAGGGUUGGACUCUCUUCCAAACAAAACCUAGCCCCCAUUACUCAUCAACCUUUGGGUUCCUUUGGCGUCGUUUCCUCCCACUCCAGCAAGUUGGAAGAAGAAGUCAGUGAAAGGAUGUUUAGUUUUUAUCAGGCCAAAGAAAAGUUUAAAAAAGAACUGAAGAUUGAAGGAUUUCUGUACAGUGACUUAUCUGUACUAGCUUCUGACAUACCGUAUUUCCCACCAGAGGAAGAGGAGGAAAACUUGGAAGAUGGGAUUCACCUGGUGGUCUGUGUCCAUGGCCUGGAUGGGAACAGUGCAGACCUCCGUCUGGUGAAGACAUUCAUAGAACUUGGGCUCCCUGGGGGGAAACUGGAUUUCCUAAUGUCUGAAAAGAAUCAGAUGGACACAUUUGCAGAUUUUGAUACCAUGACGGAUCGAUUGUUGGAUGAGAUUAUUCAACACAUCCAGUUGUACAACCUCUCCAUAUCCCGAAUUAGCUUCAUCGGCCAUUCUCUUGGCAACAUUAUCAUCAGAUCAGUUCUCACAAGGCCCAGGUUCCGGUAUUACCUCAACAAACUCCACACAUUCCUGUCAUUGUCUGGGCCUCACCUGGGGACUCUGUACAACAACAGCACCCUGGUUAGUACAGGCUUGUGGCUCAUGCAGAAACUGAAGAAAUCCGGCUCCCUUUUGCAGCUGACUUUCAGGGAUAAUGCUGAUCUGCGCAAAUGUUUCCUUUACCAACUUAGCCAAAAAACAGGGCUGCAGUAUUUUAAAAACGUUGUUCUGGUUGCUUCUCCCCAAGACCGCUAUGUGCCAUUUCAUUCAGCCAGGAUCGAAAUGUGUAAAACCGCCCUCAAAGAUAGACACACAGGGCCAGUGUAUGCGGAAAUGAUCAACAAUCUCCUGGGCCCUCUGGUAGAAGCCAAGGACUGCACUUUGAUCAGACAUAACGUGUUCCAUGCUCUGCCCAACACUGCCAACACCUUGAUUGGCCGCGCAGCUCACAUAGCCGUGCUGGACUCGGAACUCUUUCUUGAGAAGUUUUUCUUGGUGGCAGGACUCAACUAUUUCAAAUAGCAGCCUCCAGGGAACAGCUUGGGUGACUGGCCAGAGCUGUUUAAAAUCAGCUGAGUUUUUAGCUAGGUCAUGCUUUUCCACACCGCUGAAUUCCAGAGUGGAGUAAGAGAGUGGAAGGUGUGGAGGGAUCAAGCUGGGGUGGGGCUGGACACUAGAGAUGCUUGUAUUUGAGACAUUGGGGAAGCUGAACAAACAGUGUAAAAGACAACAAUGUUUUCUUGAAUUUGUCUAGCUUCCUAGAGUCUCAUUCAAGAUGUUUCUAGGGACAAUAUGAGAAAGUAAGAAACAGAACACGUGCCAUUGGCGAGCCCAGCUUUAUAAUCACUAUGGCUCAUGGGAACUGAUCCAACUUAACUAGAUUAUCCCAAUCUGUCACUAGGUCAUAGCUUUAUCAUGUGUUGAUUCAAUUAAGUGCACACAAACAUUUCAGAUCUCAGGUUAACUUCUGUGUGUAAGUGGGACAUCUUCCUGUAAAUAGAACCCUUAAUAGAUCAAACAUACUACUUGUUCAAAAAAAUUGCUAUAUUCAUGUUUUCAUCCUCUCCAUGUUUUCUAAAGAAAGGGCAAAGGAAAGUAUGACAAAUCCACAUUUUAUCUUGUAGUACCAGUAGGUAGGGUGACUUAGAGAAAGUGGAGGUGAAGGUGACACUGUUGGUCAAUACAGGUUUGGUAUUAACAAAAAGAACUGAAGGGAGCAUAUUGAACAAAUUGUUCCACCUACUUCCUUAAAUUUUUUCUAUGCAUUGCCUGGUCUACAAAUUGUUUCUGUGAAUGCUUACAUUUCUUUCUGAAGUAGGGAAGACUGAGAGAAGCUCUACCUAGCAGAAAGAGGCAGUCAGAUGAAUGUACUCGUGUGUGAAAUUACCGCUGAUGCACUUCUAAAGAAAUGCUGUCCCAGCCCUGAAUGCAAGAGCAACUAAUCAAAACCCAUUAACAGGGCCAGCUGCUUCUCCUCUCCCUGGAAGGAGAAAGGCAUCCUAAGAGAGGCAUGCUGGGUAAAGAACCUCAGGGGAGCUCUAAGAUGGGUGCUGUUAUUUUUCAAUAGUGAUGUCUUCAUGCCUUAGGAAAAUAAAGGGCUAGGAAAGACCACAUUUGUAAAAACUAUCAGAUAGACAAAAGUAAGAUCAGAAUGGAGAACAAAAGCCAGACUGAAGACCCAACUUAAAGUGUUAUUGGUAAGUGACUGAUACAGAAGUUUUAAAAAUAACCAGAAUAUUUAAAAUGGUCUCUAAGUAUAAGUUCACUAUGUAGGCGAAAUGGCAGAAAGAUGAAAAUGUAGCUAUAGAGAAGAAAUGCAUGAAACGGGACAGCAUGGAUGACACUGCAGAGAAAGCCUCCCCCCCCCCCCUUUUUUUUUUUCAGAAGUACCAUGUACAGUAUGGAAACCUGUCUGCCUGGGCAAAUGGACCAGGCUUGCAGGUCACUGAUCCCAUGAGAAGAAAGCUAUGGGAGUCUGGAUGCAUGUGAGAACUGUAUAUCCACACACAUUCAGUAAAUUUAGACCAUAAAAAAUAAGUUCAGACUGGCAGUUUGUAGGACAGUAAACUUGGGGGUGGUAUUGGGAGGAGGCUGAAGGCUUUGCAAAGGUGGACCUCCCUACAGUGAUUUCAGGGUUUCUCUAUGGAUCAUUUCUGAAUUUUUUUACAUCCUGGUCUCAAGGCAUGCAUUUUUCAUUGGGCCUUUUCCUGAUAUCCUGAGUCAGGCUUUGGGACAGACACUGUCUACUUGAUGUCAUUGACAUGCUGGCAUUGUUUCUUGGAGAACGUUUUUCUCCUGGGCCCUUCUGACACAGACAGCUGCUGCUCCUUAGUGCGGCAAGGUCAGUCUGUAGCAAGUUCUUCCUUUUGGCUAUGUGUGGAGCCCUGCCCGUCAGGUCUGAUAUGCUCAUUUUGCAUUGUGUUUCCAGUCCUCAUCUGCAGCAUUUGUCAACCCCUGGUCAUUUGGAAAACCUUGUAGUAUUUAUGGAGCCAGAAUGAAUUUGAUGACCAUCGUCUUUUCCAACAAUCAGAUGCCAUUUUUAACUUCAAUGUGCUGUCUGGACAUAGUGAGAACUAAUGGCAAUAACUGUCCAGCUGCAUGGCACACCUCUUUUAGGUGUCCUGCUGUCUUUGUAAACCCUAUCUGGCCACUGAGAAUCCAUCAUCAUCAUGUAGAAAGUGUCUUCAUGUAUUGUAAAUAAGAGCGUCAAGUAUCACCUGUCAUGCCUCAUUUGAAAAGGCUUUUAUAUGUCUCUUUCUAUUAAAGAAUAUAUAUAAUAUAUAAAUAUAUAAUAUAUGUAUAAUGUAAACAUGGACAUUCUAUUAUUGGUUAUAAACAUGACAAACAAAAUGCCUGCCAAGGUAAUGAUCCAGUAUGUCUCCAUCCUCAGUUCUAUUUUGGGUUUUGUUUGUAUGAUUUGAAGCUUCCCCAAACUAGUUAGAAAUAAACAUUACUGACCUUGAGAUUACUUGGAAUUUGUUGUUCAUGAACCAAAUAAAUCCAGAGAAGGAGAUAGAAACCUAAAGCAGUCUGAAGUCAAGUAAUGACCCCCGUGGCAGCUGAAAUCAGGUGCAGUGCUGAGAACACAGGGAGAGUUGAAAGGAAAAACACAUCCUACACAGUUUUACAAUUCCAUGACUUUCUGUGCUUCUGUCUAUGCCAGAUAGGAACUCAUAGACAACACAUGAAGUAUGAUGCUUAGGAAAUUAAGAGUACCACACCGGUUAUUAUGAUCUUACAAGGAAGAGCUAUGCUAGAGCUAUGGCCAGGAGCAGGAUAUCAUAGAAUUCUAAUCGCCAUUGUCUGGGAAAAAACAAGCAGAUAGUUUUGAAAGUGCGACUCUAAAGAGGAGACCAUUCUUCAUGCCCAGCUAUCACUGCAUUUUUUUAAAUGAUGGCAUUUCUCUACUAAAUGUAUCUAUAUGAAGGUCUCUUCUCUGCUGAGAUGCAUUGGUAAGUCUAGUAGCACAUGGCUUAGGCAAAAAAAAAAAAAAGUGAUGAAGUUGGUGGGCCUACAGGUACUGGGGGAGGGCUAUUAGAAGCGCCCAGAGGCAGGAUUCCUGCCUAUGCCAGAGAAGGUGACUGCUCUUAGGAAUUCUCCCCUGGAGAAACUUGAUGUUUGAGAUUUAAUAGGAAGGCUGACCCAAGAGUAGGUCUGGUAAAGGUCUGUUUGGGGUGACUUCUAACAAAGGGAAGAGAAUAAACAAAGAAAUUAAGGGGUAGAGAGAGAGAUGUGGAUAAAGAAGAGCAGAAAAAAAGGCCAAUAGCACAUUAAAGGGCAGAUGGUGAAUAUUUGAGCAAUAGUGACAAAAGGAGACGAUUUCCACAUCCAUGCAACAUUUUCUUCACUUGUCAAGAGGAAGUUAUCCCCGAGAUCUCUGACUGUAAGGGACUCUACUUGGAAAUGAGAUGCCCAGUUGCCAAUCCUUCCCCAGUGUGUUAUUAUACCCCUCUCCUAUGCUGGUUUUCGGGAUCCUUGAUCUCCCACCCCUGCCUGAAGUCCAUCGGCAUGCUCUCCCCACCACUCAUUACUGAACUUUCCCUUUGAGGUGCAUAGCAUACACCAUUGAGAAGCCCGAGAAGAUGACAGCAGACGUGGUAAAAGAAAACAUAGAAUGGCUGCUUAAAAAAUCAGUCUCUCUUUUAUUAAUUAAGAAUUUCAUAUUUGUAUCUAAUAGAAUAUGGCCAUAUACACUUUUUUCCAAUUGCCCCUUCACACUUCUCUCAAAUCAUCCUUCAGUCUCCCCCAACCUCAUGUCCUUUAAAACUAUCUUAUAAUUAUGGUUAAUAGUAGUGCCUAUAUGUGCCUGUGUGUGCGGCUAGCCAUUGAAACCUUUGAGUAACUACACACUUAAAGGAGAAGAAUUCUCGCUUUCCCCAGAUGCUAUUACCUGCCAGUAGCUCCCUGGUAAGGAGUGGGGCCUAGAGAUCAGCUUCCCCGUGAUGACUGCUGUCCACUGCACAAAGACGCUACUUGUCUGACUGAAGUUGAGAGCAGUCCCCUGCCUAUGGGUAUAAACAUAACUAUUUAGAAGGCAAUUUGACCAACAUGACCAUUUAGUAAGAUAAAUUAGUAUGUUCAAUCUUAGUGCUUAUGUCAUCUCCUAACAUGGGCUUUGACCAACAUUGCAGUACUAUGCAUGGAAUUCCUUUCUGUGGAGAAGGCCUAAAAAUCCAAUUAGAAAGCUACUAGUCAUGAAAUAUUGCAUACACUAUGAACAAAUUAUAUUGGAGGCGAAGUUAUGUGUUUAUUUAGGUAUUCUGGAGUUGAGGUUUGAACAUUGAGCCUUCACACUAUUCUUUGGCUAUGGUUCCCUCAAUCCAGAGUUGACUGAAAAAGAUACAGUCUAUUUAUUUAUUUAUCUAUCUAUCUAUUUAUUUAUUUAUUUUAAUUACACUUUAUUCAUUUUGUAUCCCCCCAUAAGCCCCUCCUUCCUCUCCUCCCAAUCCCACCCUCCCUCCCGUUUCUGCAUGCAUGCCCCUACCCAAGACCACUGAUAGGGGAGGUUCUCCUCUCCUUCCUUCUGAUCUUAGUCUAUCAGUUCUCAUCAAAAGUGGCUGCAUUGUCCUCUUCUGUGGCCUAGUAAGGCUGCUCUCCCCUCAGGGGGAGGUGAUCAAAGAGCAGGCCAAUCAGAUUAUGUCAGAGGCAGUCCCUCUUCCCAUUACUAUGUAACCCACUUGGACACUGAACUGCCAUGGGCUACAUCUGUGCAGGGGUUCUAGAUACAGUUUUAAAACAUUGCAGCCAGAUUACUUCCAAGUCAUACAUAAUCUUGUGAAGUUCUAACAUCCUGUUCAAAACAUCUGCCUAACCAAUGAAUAAGUGACAUAGAAAAUAUUUUCCACCAACAAAGGUGGUGUCACAAAUCACUUUCAGUGACAGAAGCUAGUAGAUGGAGUGUUCCAUUAUUAGCAGAUCAUCUGUUUUGCUUCAUCUCUCCAUCUCCAAAUUGUCUUUUCUCCUUCUUUUGCUACAAUAUAGUUUCUGAAACCAUGAUAUAUGUACUUUCUAUUAUUCAUAUCCCAGGCUAGCAGACAUGUAUUCAUCCACAAAUGAAGACCCUUUACAAAAGGGCUUGAAGCACCACUAAAUUUUUUGUGGAGGAGAUAUUCCUAUGCAUAAUAAAUCUAAGCCCCAAUAUAUUGUCAUUAGCUUGUGUUCACGGUCUUAUAAAUUCAUUCAUUCUUGAGAUUUCCAUCACAUUAACAUUUCACUCAUAUGUACACAUCAUUCCUCAAGGCAAGCAUCAUGUGUAAUCCAUUAAUGAAAACCUGAGGCUCAAUCUUACUUGGCACAAAAUGGGGAUGAGAAUGGGGUGUUUUGGGGGUUGUUUCAUUUGAAAAAUCCCAUUUUUUUGAAAGCCCAUGCAUUUUUUUUAUCCAGUUCUUAAUCUCAGCAACAGCAACUGAAAUUGAUGCAGAAACAACUCAGCAUUGGGUGUGCUGAUUUCCUGAGCUUCUGAAUUCCCAGAAUAAGUAGCAUCAUGAGAAAAUAAACUGCAACAGAGUUUUAUGUCAUGAGAAGAGCCUGUCUUCUCACUUAUGAAAUAGAUUUUGAAAAUGGUUAUUUAAAAGCAGUUCAGAAAUGGAUGAGACAGAAGAAAUUAAUCUGAAGCAGAGAAAUUGCUACAUCAGGAAUUUGGAAAUCUGGAGGAAGCUUGGAAAUAUUUUGUAGCAAAAAGGUUAGUGGGGAGCAGUUUUAUUGGGAUAAGAAACAUUUUAUGUGACUUACAAGUGAUUUAUAGGAUGGUAUGAGGGACAGUCCUGUGUCUAAAAAUUUUGGCUUAGGUUUUUACCAGUUGAAAUAUUCCUUCUUGACUCCCAGGUGUUUUUACCCUGCACAUUUUCAGGAUAUUUCAGUAUGCAAUUCAUUAGAUUAUAAUUUUUCUACUCAGGGCACAUCAUUAGCCAUUACAAAAAGUUGAGAAAAGGUUACAACACACAUCUAGGAAAAGAAUUACAUCUAACUGUGUUUGGAAGCUGAAAUUUGUAAAUAUCAAUCCAAUUUCUUUAUACUGCCCCCAACUACAGAGAUAUUUUUAAAUGUCUUUUAGUUCAGGCUAAAUUAUUGCACAUGAAAAAUAAUUUUUUCUCAUCCUUCAUACCCCAAGAAAUUUUAAUCAUAAGGUACAUCUAACAUUGUAUGCCUAUAUGUUUGUGUAUAUGCACACACAUACUUAUAUAAAGAAAAAUAAUUACAUUAUUUUACAUUUAAAAAGCAUAGUUCACAUAGUCAUAAUAAUUUCCCAUGUUUUGCUAAAAAGUCUAUGACCUUUUAACCAUUAUUUUCACAUUACUCACUCUCAAAUGUAUUUCUUUUAUAUUUGGUAUUUCCUUGGAUUUUUGCUAACUAUAGUUGGUUAUAGAAAGUAUUGUGUUAGAAUGCUUCCUUAAAUAUGGUGGGAGGAAAAGAUGGCUACUUAACUACCCCAGGAUAGAAUAAACUAAGAGUCCCAGGGGGAACCGUAAGAACAUGAUCCUGUGGCUCUAGCAUUGAGCCAUACUCCUAACCUUGGGCUUUUGGUGUCCUUUGUGAGUCUGGAUACAGGUGAGUGAUUUCCAGGAGACGUCACAGUGAUGUAAACUCUACCUCUCAGGUAGGAUUGCAAUGCUUUUUUGCACACAGCCACCAUUCCUGUAUCAGUGUCAAGGUGGGAGAUUAGGAGAGAUGAAUGGUCCAUGUCAAAAUCUAGUCUAUCAAGGAGCUCUUUCUGCCUAGAGACAUACAAAUUGGCUGUAAUGUAUAAUCUUUGGAUGCUCUAAAGACUCUAAGGGAUGCUUUUACAUGUUUUCCCAUUUAACAGAUAAACUAUAGUUUUGCAAGCAAAUAAGAGGCACAUAAUGGCUUCCACAAGCAUGGCCUUGCUUAGACAAAGAACUGCCUUGGACUAAUGUCCACUGGUGGCAUGGGAUAAGGUUAUGAGAUUGCUUACUUUAACUUUUAUUUCCUUUUUCAAAUAAUGCCUAUUUUCAAAUGAUGAAGAGAGUUAAGGUAUUUUAUCAUGGUCUCAAAGACAGAACUUGUUUGUAUAACCUGAUUCCACUGUGAUUUCUAAUUCAUCUUUACUCUGCUGAAAAAUAUAUAUAUAUUCAAUAAUCAGUUUCCUAAACAUCCUUGCAAAUUGUCUGUGAUAAAAAAAACCUUAGUCACUCAUGCCAGUAAGUUUCACUAUUUUUCUACAUUUGCUUCCUGGUUGGCAUUUUGUGUAAUGUGAUGUGAAUAAAUGAUAAACAAAAUAACAAUAAUA
Meriones unguiculatus (Mongolian gerbil) is the source of this 12109-nucleotide messenger RNA. RefSeq names its product family with sequence similarity 135 member B (gene Fam135b). The transcript is spliced from 20 exons. The coding region runs from base 679 to 4884 and encodes 1401 amino acids. NCBI's taxonomy places the organism in Eukaryota, Metazoa, Chordata, Mammalia, Rodentia, Muridae. The record is from RefSeq and is a predicted model, not a curated record.